Messenger RNA from Perkinsus marinus ATCC 50983, 173 nucleotides. RefSeq lists its product as hypothetical. The transcript has a single exon. The record is from RefSeq and is a predicted model, not a curated record. The annotation marks the transcript as partial. Lineage: Eukaryota; Perkinsozoa; Perkinsida; Perkinsidae.
ACCCCGAUCGUCUCCACGACAGAACGCUUAUCGAUGAGAUUGACAGGGGGGAUGGGGACGAUCUCUACGAUGCCGAUGGUAGCAUGGAUGUUGCUGAGUCCGGAGAGAGUGAUGACGAUGGGGAGGAAGAGAGUGAUGUUGGAGGGGGAGGAGAGCGUGAGGAAGGCGGAGAA